Messenger RNA from Aspergillus tanneri, 555 nucleotides. RefSeq lists its product as uncharacterized. NCBI's taxonomy places the organism in Eukaryota, Fungi, Ascomycota, Eurotiomycetes, Eurotiales, Aspergillaceae. Bases 1 to 555 code for a protein of 184 amino acids. Gene Ontology annotation, biological process: sulfite transmembrane transport; transmembrane transport. The transcript is spliced from 3 exons. Gene Ontology annotation, molecular function: sulfite transmembrane transporter activity. The record is from RefSeq and is a predicted model, not a curated record. Gene Ontology annotation, cellular component: plasma membrane.
AUGGGGACCGGAAUUGUUGGCAUUCUCUUCCACAUUAUUCCGUUUGAAUAUGCAGCGUUGGACUACAUGGCCGUUAUUUUCUUCGUCCUGAAUGCCAUCCUCUUCGCCACCGUCUUCUCCAUGUCCAUCCUGCGAUAUGCGCUCUACCCCGAGAUCUGGGGCGUAAUGAUCCAAGAUCCCGUCAAUUCACUUUUCUCGCUACUUGUCCCAUGGGGCUCGCCACCCUGGGCACUGUGGAUUGUCGACGCGGUUGCUGCUGCGUCAGUGACGGUAUCGUUAUCUUUUGUCCUAGCCAUGUCACCUCGCUGGAACGCAGCCACGGCCCUCAAUUACUCCCGAUUGCUGCAGCGAUUGUUUGCUUCUGGAGCCAGUGCGGAAGUAGCUGAUAUUUUUGACCUUACCCCCGCCAAGGGGACAAUGGUUACAUCCUAUGUGCUCUGGGGAAUGGCGACACCCAUGGCAAUGAUGGUUUGGUUAUUUCGGCAUCGGCUGGCCGUCCAUAAGCUCCCAUCGCGGGGAGACAAUUGUGAGCUGCUUUCUGCCUGGGCCGUUUAG